Messenger RNA from Setaria italica (foxtail millet), 1024 nucleotides. RefSeq names its product protein FD. Gene Ontology annotation, molecular function: DNA-binding transcription factor activity. Gene Ontology annotation, biological process: positive regulation of DNA-templated transcription. NCBI's taxonomy places the organism in Eukaryota, Viridiplantae, Streptophyta, Magnoliopsida, Poales, Poaceae. The transcript has 3 exons. Bases 159 to 671 code for a protein of 170 amino acids. The record is from RefSeq and is a predicted model, not a curated record. Gene Ontology annotation, cellular component: nucleus.
CACAUUCGCGACGUCGUCGUCUAUGCUCGUCUAGUCGUCCACCACACCUUUAUUCCACACCCAAGCGGAACCAAACAAGUGCUUGAAGCCUGCUCUAAUCCAAGCCAACCCAAUCCGAUCCAACUCGACCGGAGGUGGAAGGAAGGAGUGAGUGAAUCAUGCCGAGGAGUCCGCAGCUGAGCCUGAGCGGCUGCAGCUCGCUCUUCUCCCUGUCCAGCACCAGCACGAGCCGCGACAACGACAGCGCGGCCGCGGCGGCACCGCCGCCGUCGUCUCUCCACCCGCUGCCCCCGCGCGGCCCUCUUCUGUCGCUCAGCGUCGGCGGCGGCGGCGAUGAGGAGCAGGAGGAGGAGGAGGAGUACCUGCUGGGCGGCCUGGAUCUGCAGCUCACCGGGGCCGGCGGCAGCAACAGCAGCGGUUGCUGCGACGGCGACGACGAGCGCAAGAACAUCCGGAUGAUGAAGAACAGGGAGUCUGCGCUCCGCUCCAGGGCGAGGAAGAGGGCGUACGUGCAGGAGCUGGAGAAGGAGGUUCGUCGCCUGGUGAAUGAGAACCUCAAGCUCAAGAGGCAGUGCAAACAACUGAAAGUGGAGAUGGCUGCACUGAUCCAGACAAGCAGCAGCAAGGGCAACUCCCACAUCAGAAGAACCUCCUCAUCCACUCAGCUCUAGCUCCCUACUUGUUAUGGUCCUCGGGAUGUAGCUAGAAUGCACCACCAAAUUACAAUACUAGAAUUUUAGUAUCUAAUCUUCAUCUUUUCACUAGCUGUAACUCCGUGGUACAAUACCUCCAAGGAGCGUUGAAAUCUUGCCAAUGCGCUCCGCGCCUUGAUUAUAUCGGUUGCAUCCACUACAGCUUCUGCUGAUCCAGCAGUCUCAGGAUCCAUGGAUUAGGACGAGCAAGAAUUGGAAGCUAGACUGCUUAUAUGAUCCAUGAAUGUGCUUUUGCUGGCUUGGGUUGAAUGGAAUGAGAUGACAGUUUAGUAACUCGAUCUGUUGAAGGAUCGGAACUGAGGUUACUGUUU